Messenger RNA from Gastrolobium bilobum, 3562 nucleotides. RefSeq names its product probable starch synthase 4, chloroplastic/amyloplastic. The record is from RefSeq and is a predicted model, not a curated record. The transcript has 16 exons. Bases 135 to 3128 code for a protein of 997 amino acids. NCBI's taxonomy places the organism in Eukaryota, Viridiplantae, Streptophyta, Magnoliopsida, Fabales, Fabaceae. Gene Ontology annotation, molecular function: alpha-1,4-glucan glucosyltransferase (UDP-glucose donor) activity.
UGGAACAAGGAACGAACCAUUUCCUUCCCUGUAUUUUAUUACUACUUCUUUGCUCCUCUUUCUUCUUCUUCUACUUCUGAGAUUUUCUGUAUAGAGUUGUAGCAUAGUAUAUUACUGAUACAGAGAUUGAAAACAUGGCUUCCAAGUUAACAACGUGUUUUGUGUGCUGGAAUCUAAGUGGCUUCAACUGUAACCAACACAAUAGGGUGGUGCGAUUUCCCUUUCCUGCUUCUUGCAAAAUGCGACACCGAACUCUCAGUUCACAGCAUAAAAGACAACAACAGAUCAAGAAAUCACAGCCUGGAGGUCCCCUUCCAAAUCAAGAUGAGGACUUGGAGCAUACCAAGGUUUCAUUGGAUAGUGUCCCAAACUUGGACAAUGAUUCUGUGGAGAAUUUGAAUCGUCCAAUUGUACUACCUGAUAAUACCACCACCCCUUUGGCCACAAACAUAAAUGGAGCAGAGCAGGCCCAACGGUUGUCUGGUGGCCAACUUGAGGAUUUGCUAGGCCUGAUAAGAAAUGCAGAGAAAAACAUCCUUCUUUUAAAUCAGGCCAGAGUUCGUGCACUUGAAGAUCUUGAAAAGAUUCUUGCUGAAAAGGAAGCAUUACAAGGAGAAAUUAAUGUCUUAGAAAUGAGGUUGGCUGAGACUGAUGCACGGAUUAAAGUUGCCACCCAGGAAAAGAUAGAUGUGGAACUCUUGGAGGGCCAGUUAGAGAAAUUGCGUAAUGAGUUGGCUCAAAAGGGAAGUACUGAAGGAAGAGAUGUUGAAUUGCAUGACCUUCAAAAAGAAAUUUUGAGUGAUGAAUGCCUCCUGAGUCAUAAUGAAAGCAUCCAUUCUCUUACAGAGGAGCUUAAUUCAUUGAGGGCAGAAAAUGCCUCUUUGAAGAAUGCCAUAGAAUCAUUUAAAACACAGCUUAGUGAUGUCAAGAAUAAUGAUGAACGUUUAGUUGUAUUGGAAAAGGAACGAUCAUCUUUAGAAUCUGCCCUAAAAGACUUGGAAUCAAAACUGUCAAUAUCUCAGGAAGAUGUGUCAAAACUGUCUACGCUUAGAGUUGAAUGCAAGGAUUUAUGGGAUAAGGUUGAAAAUUUGCAAUUGUUGCUGGAUAAAGCAACCAAACAAGCUGAUCAAGCUAUUAUAGUGCUGCAACAAAACCAGGAUCUUCGAAGGAAGGUUGAUAAUUUGGAAGCAACUCUUGAAGAAGCUAAUAUCUAUAAGCUAUCAUCAGAUAAAUUGCAAAAAUAUAAUGAACUAAUGCAACAAAAGAUAAAACUAUUGGAGGACCGUCUUCAAAAAUCAGAUGAAGAGAUAAGCUCUUAUGUUCAGCUGUAUCAAGAGUCAGUGAAGGAAUUUCAAGAUACACUUGAUACACUGAAGGAAGAAAGCAAGAGAAGGGCACUAGAUGCACCAGUGGAAGAUAUGCCAUGGGAAUUUUGGAGUCGAUUGUUACUUCUAAUUGACGGUUGGUCACUUGAAAAGAAAAUAUCGGUAGAUGAAGCAAAGCUUUUAAGAGAAAAGGUGUGGAAGAGAGAUAGGCGUAUUCGUGAUAUAUAUUUGUCUUGCAAAGAACAGAGUGAAGACGAGGCUAUUUCUGCAUUUCUUGAGCUUCCAUCAUCUGCAACAAGUCCAGGAUUAUAUGUGAUUCAUAUUGCAGCAGAGAUAGCACCAGUAGCUAAGGUUGGUGGUUUGGGGGAUGUUGUCAGUGGUCUUGGGAAAGCAUUGCAAAAGAAAGGACACCUUGUUGAAAUUGUAGUCCCCAAAUAUGAUUGUAUGCAACAUGACCGCGUCCGUGACUUGAGGGCUCUGGAUGUGGUGAUACCGUCAUACUUUGAUGGACAAUUAUUCAAAAAUAAAAUCUGGGCUGGCACUGUUGAAGGCCUUCCUGUUUAUUUCAUUGAACCCCAUCAUCCUGAUAAGUUAUUUUGGAGAGGACAAUUUUAUGGCGAGCAUGAUGAUUUCAGACGCUUUUCAUUUUUUAGCCGUGCAGCUCUUGAGUUUCUUCUUCAAGCUGGCAAGAAGCCAGAUAUCAUUCAUUGCCAUGAUUGGCAGACAGCAUUCAUUGCUCCUCUAUAUUGGGAUAUAUAUGCCCCGAAAGGUUUAAAUUCAGCUAGGAUAUGUUUUACAUGCCACAACUUUGAGUAUCAAGGGACUGCAGCAGCUUCAGAGUUGGAAUCAUGUGGUCUUGAUGCCCACCAUCUAAACAGACCAGAUAGAAUGCAGGACAACUCAGCACAUGAUAGAGUCAAUUCUGUCAAGGGUGGAGUUGUUUUCUCAAACAUUGUGACAACAGUGUCACCUACUUAUGCCCAAGAAGUGAGAACUGCAGAGGGAGGACAAGGCCUCCAUUCAACUCUCUCGGCUCACUCCAAAAAGUUCAUUGGUAUUCUUAAUGGCAUUGACACUGAUUCAUGGAAUCCUGCCACCGACACAUUUCUUGAUGUUCAGUACAAUGCAAAUGAUCUUCAAGGGAAAGCAGAGAAUAAGCAAGCAUUGAGAAGGAACCUAUGUCUUUCAUCUGCAGAUGUUAGGAGGCCAUUGGUUGGCUGCAUAACAAGAUUGGUUCCACAAAAAGGUGUUCAUCUUAUCAGACAUGCAAUAUAUCUAACACUGGAGCUGGGAGGACAAUUUGUUCUACUUGGUUCAAGUCCAGUGCCACAUAUUCAGAGAGAAUUUGAGGGCAUUGCCAACCACUUUCAGAAUCAUGAUCACAUAAGGUUGAUAUUGAAGUAUGAUGAAUCUCUCUCCCAUACCAUUUAUGCUGCAUCUGACAUGUUCAUCAUUCCAUCGAUCUUUGAACCUUGUGGCCUAACACAGAUGAUAGCAAUGAGAUAUGGUGCCAUUCCUAUUGCCAGAAAAACUGGUGGCCUGAACGACAGUGUUUUUGAUGUUGAUGAUGAUACAAUACCUUCACAGUUUCGAAAUGGAUUUACAUUUUUGAAUGCCGAUGAGCAGGGAAUAAACGGUGCUUUGGUACGUGCAUUUAAUCUUUUCAUGAACAAUCCUGAGAGUUGGAAGCAACUUGUUCAGAAGGACAUGAACAUAGAUUUCAGCUGGGAUUCUUCAGCAGCACAAUAUGAGGAUCUCUACUUAAGGUCUGUGGCUAGAGCAAGGGCAACAAAACGUGCUUAAAUGAAGCAAAAAGGUGGCUUUCUUCUGCUAUCAGUUCAAUUUGUCAGUUUUCUACACAGAGAGAGAGCUCAGAUUUAAUGCUCAAUCAGCUGGAUUUAACUAAUUGGGCAUAUCUGUCAUCCAAGAACAUCUCAGAUUCAUAUUUAUGAAUGUGACAUGGCUGCUGAACUGGAUUAAGUUACGUGCAUCGUCGUCGUCGUCAUCACUGGUUACUCUCUUAUUUCUUCAUUUGACGAGAGGCUUCAGUUUGAUCAUAGAAGCAACCUUUCUCAUACUUCGAUGAAUUCUAGGUGACAUUUUAACUUUAUUAUGCCUCACAAGAUUGGGUGAUUUUUUUCCUAUUAUUUCCUCUCUUGUUUUUUCGUUUUUCUUAUUUUAUAAUAUUUCAGUGUAUAUUAUAAAGGUCAUACAUGUAAAGCAUUACAACUUUGGUU